This is a messenger RNA of Gymnodraco acuticeps, 3309 nucleotides long. RefSeq lists its product as uncharacterized. The transcript is spliced from 4 exons. NCBI's taxonomy places the organism in Eukaryota, Metazoa, Chordata, Actinopteri, Perciformes, Bathydraconidae. The record is from RefSeq and is a predicted model, not a curated record. The coding region runs from base 1801 to 2988 and encodes 395 amino acids. Gene Ontology annotation, molecular function: zinc ion binding.
CCUAUCAAUGUGUGUCCUCUUUCACUAAAGCCGACAGAUCAGGCCAAAUGCAUUUAUGACAUUCCCUGAAUAAUUGUCAAUUUGCUUAGAGGAAAUCUCUCUGAACAGAGUGUGGUACUUUAGUUUCACACAGAUCUUAAUCAAAUUCUGACAAAUAUUUGGGGCUUUUUUCUAUUUUAGCCUGGACAUUUGAGUCUGUAAUGAAUUAGAUGAGGUCUGUGACGUGAUGUUCAGCUAUCCUCAAAUGAACCGACGGCGGACACAAUGAGUGCUCAGUGUGCGAGAGGUUGGAGUAAUGGGCAGCUUCAAACCAGUGUGUAUUUGUCCGUGUGUGUGUGAGAGUCUUAAAGUUUUUACAUACAUUACUUAGUUCAUAUUUCUCGGGUGACAGUACAAAUCAUGUACGUAUGCACCUGUUAUGUACACAGAUAGAUCAGCAUGUCUGUGAUGCUUGGUUGUUUUCGGUAUUUCACUGUAUGUUAUUACAUUGCAUUGUUUAGUGAGUACAACAUGUGCAUCUCUCUACUGCUCACCUGUUAUUGGCCAUUAAUCUUUUAUGUGCUCAUCAAGAAUUCACUGUUAAUGGACAUUGUAAGACAUUGCAGAGGUGAAGUCACUCUGUAAAUCACUCUGUGUGUAUGCCUUAGUGUGCAUGUGAGUGAGUGUGUGUGUGUAUCUUGUGUCUUAGGGUGUAAUGCACAAGAGUCUAAGUACUCAGAGCUUACGGUUCCUCAAUAUGGAACUUCCAAUCCCCUCCCAGACUUUAUUGCCAGUGUGCCAUUGCUUGUGUGACUCAUGUGUGUUUGUGUGUGUAUGGCACUAAGAUGUCAGUGGCAUGAGUCCUACCCUCCAUGUUCUCUAAUCCAAGUGGAAGCGAGGGAUUGCGUGACCUUUCCUCUUCGGGUCACAGAGAGUGCAAGUGCCAGAAGGAAAGAAAAGGGGAGGGGGAGUUAACAAAAUGAGAAAAAAGGAAAACUAGACCAUCUUUGGCAAGCGGUGGCAUUGCCUCAUUCGAUCUAACCUCUUUUCCUUUGUUGCUGCUUUUCCUUUGUUGCUGGUGAACGACCUAUAAAUAUCAUCCUGUUAAAAUCACACACAUUACAAUAUUCAUGUCAUAUGCACAGUAGCUAAAGUGUAGAUAUGGCAACAUCACCGCCCACCCAUGGAAAGUGAGAGUGAGAUCUGGAUAAACAAACUCGAUGAUCUCUUACAGUCGGUGUGGCCCUCACUCUCUGACAUGUUUGUACACACAUGCAGACACAGGCUCUACAGGCACAGCUUGAUCAGGUCAUGGUCAUUAGGGCUUGUUAAUUAGAGCUGUGUUGUACCUGCUCAGCACUUUGCUAAUGAGUUAACUCAAUCAACCACCUGCUGGGACUAAGCCUUUAAUGUAAUAGACUCCCUUGAAGACAAAGAAUAGACAAACACUGAUGGAAAAAAACAGGCCCUACUCUACAGCACAACACACCUUCAGAUCAGCACUUAUUGGUAGAUACUUAGCAUUACCCUGAAACUAGGGCUUCAUGGCUUUAUUAUAGUACUUAACAUCAAUAUUUAGAUGUUUUACUUUAUUUUUAAGUCAUUAUCAAUUCACCUACAAUAUUCAUGUCAUCACAUGGCUGAAUCUCUCUGUUAUAGCAUUCCAUUAAAAUCCUUUAUCCAUCCACCCAGCAACCGGUAAUAGGCUACAUGCACAGUCACUUCCGCAUUCUACUCAUAGCGGCCGAUUCAUUUCCUGUUUGAAAAUGACGACCUUCUACACCCGCUGCCUACAAGAGCUUCCGAAAUUAAAAAUGUCAGAUGUUCAUCGGAUUUGCCGGACGACUAAAGCCCCAGCCAGCAAACUCGAUAAAGGCUUCAAAUUAUAUGCUGCGUCAUAUAUACACAACUAUGAAGAUAACGCUUCGUGAUUCAUCACCAGUGGUGCUCACACACAACCAGUGCUCCUGUGUUGCAGGAACUGUUUUGUGCAAUCACACAGUAGCAUUGCUGUUCCAAACAGCACACUACACUGAACUGAACAUGCCAGUUGUGCCACCUGUGCAUAGCUGUACUGAAUCGGAACAGCAAUGGCACAAGCCGCGAACAAUGGGUGUGAAGCCAGGGCCCAUCAACUCCAUGGUCUUCACCAAGCCUGUACCAAAUAGGAUGGUGCCGACUGGAGUAAGGAGUGGAUUCUACAGAGGCAUGGUGGGGCCAUUACCAGAUCCCUGCCUGUUCAGAGUUACGGAGGCAUACUCAGCAUUCAGCAUUGAAGACAGGCCGCUUGUGACCACAAUGAACAUGAGACCUGACAAGCCCCUAAUGGAAAGUGCCUUCGGGAUUGUGCAGGAGGGCAGUGUUCUGUCCUAUCAGAUGCCUGCUUUGACGUCUCGGUACACCACACUUCACACUGACACACCACCAACACCCCACUUGCCCAUAGAGGGGUAUGUGAUCUUGCCAUGUGAUUUACCGCUGGUGUGCUCAGAAGAGGAGCAACUACAUAUGAACAGCUUAUCUGUUGAUUUGGAAAUGUCUCACAAAAUUGAGGAGGCUACCCGUGAGCAAAGCUCUAGCUCAGAGUGGCAUCUGCUCCGCAAACCCAGGGUUACUGCCUCUAGGUUAAGAGAGAUUUGUCACGUCAGAGGUGAGAGCUCUGCUAACUCUCUUGCAGAGCGAAUACUCAAAGGUACAAGGCAGACUGCAGAAAUGAGGAGAGGUGCCGAGAUGGAGCCCACAGUAGCAGCUGAAUACAGUAGACUGGCAAACGUGAACUACUCCCCUUGUGGCCUUGUCAUUCACCCCUCUACGCCCUGGCUUGGUGCCUCCCCUGAUGGAGUUGUUUUUGACCCAACAGAAUAUCCCCAAUUUGGCCUUGUUGAAUUCAAAUGUCCCAAUGUCCCAAAUGAUGUCGACUGCAAAUAUGUGCAGAUGGAAUGUGGCUCCCCUAAGCUCAAGAAAAGCGUCAACUUCUUGUAUCUGGGAUGCAGUGGUGUGAUUUUGUAGUGUGGGCACAAGAGGACUACCUGGUGCAAAGAAUAUACACAGAUCCAGAAGUGCAAAGAGCAAUCAGAGAAAAAGUAGACUUUUUUUUUUACACGUAUGCCGAAGUACCUGUCAUUAAAAAAGUAGUGGGCACUGUAGCCAUUGUUAACUCUGUAAGCAGUUAGCUGCUAGACCCUGGCUCAGCCGUCAUUGUUUUUAGGAGGCAAUCCCUCAAUCAUGUGUUCUGAAUGACAACAAAAUGUGAUUUCAAUAUUUUGUUUUUGAUAUAUAUUGUUUGUCACAUUUCAUAUAUGUAAAUAAAUAUACAAUUGUAUUUAAAAA